AUGCCACAGUGUUGUGCAGUGCCUAUGUGUGCAAAUAAAAAAGGAGGGCAUAAGUUCCCUACAGAAGAUAAAAACCGAUUAAAACAGUGGCUUGUAGCCAUUCGCAGAGAUAAAUUUACUCCAACGAAAAAUACCCUCGUUUGCAAAAGCCACUUCACAAAGGAUGAUUACCAGCUACCGAAGGACUCAGUAUUAGAAAAACCCAGGCCUGUGUUGAAAAAAUGUGCAGUGCCAAGUCGAUUCCCAUGGAUUGACCAAAAUUCUAGUUUGCAUCAAAAAAAGAAGGAGCGGCAUCAAAGGCGUUUGGCGCGAAAUGAAAGGAAAAUUAGUGUCCAAGUACACAUAAACAAUGAAAAAAGAGAAGGAUGA
This is a messenger RNA of Parnassius apollo (apollo), 369 nucleotides long. The record is from the annotation of a GenBank genome assembly. Lineage: Eukaryota; Metazoa; Arthropoda; Insecta; Lepidoptera; Papilionidae.